CUAUCUCCCAUUUACCCACUUGGCACCGAGCCUUUGGCUAGAGAUACCCUUCUGGCAUUUGCUGCCGGUUUUAUUGGAUCCCCUAGGCGGCCCAGCUAGCCCUGCUUUGUAUCCGCCGACGAUCAUUUGGUACGCUUCGAGAAACUACGGCAACUAAUGACGGAAUUCAUAAAACUUUGAACACGACAACAUUAGAGAUCCCUUUUCAAUUUACCAACCUAUAAGCUAUAAGCUAUAAGCUGAUAACCUUCACCUCUCUAUGCGAUAUCGUCUCCCCCUCCAUCUUUUUUUAUAGCUCUUGGAGCAUCGUCAACCGAUUAGGAUGGUGCUGAAGAAAGCAACAUGGCUUUGGGUAAUUCCCAGCCUAUUGGCGACUUUCGUCAUAGGUGCUCCAACUACCGGAGCUCAAUACGUGCUGCAGGCAAACCAUGACAGUAGCCAGUCUACGUCGCAGCGCAAGUUGCACGGCAGGUUUCUACAUAUUACAGAUCUACACCCAGACGAACACUACGAAGUCCACACAUCUACCGAGGAGAAUAUCGCAUGUCACCGAGGCCAAGGCCCGGCUGGCACUUAUGGCGCAGAAACUUCUGACUGCGAUUCCCCGCUGUCGUUGGUCAACGUGACACUCAAUUGGGUUGCCGCUAACCUAAAGGACGAGAUUGAUUUUGUGGUUUGGACUGGCGACUCAGCUCGCCACGACAGCGAUGAGAAAAUACCCCGCCAUAACAAAGAAAUCCUAGCUAUGAACCAAAGAAUCGCAGACGCAUUUAUGACCACAUUUUCCGACGACAAGGGCCUAGUAGUUCCAGUCGUUCCAACUUUCGGCAACAAUGACAUAUACCCUCACAAUAUACUGUUACCAGGUCCGAACAAGAUUUUAAAGACUUAUACCGAUGUCUGGAGGAAUUUCAUUCCAGAAGCGCAGCGGCACUCAUUUGAGUAUGGCGGCUGGUUUUAUGUUGAAGUCAUCCCGGACAAGCUGGCUGUCUUUAGUCUUAAUACCCUAUACUUCUUCGAUCGUAAUGCGGGGGUCGACGACUGUGCACACCCAACCGAGCCCGGAUACAAGCACUUCGAGUGGCUGCGAAUCCAAUUGCAGUUCAUGCGAGAACGCGGGAUGAAAGCUAUUCUCACGGGCCAUGUUCCUCCUGCCAGGACUUCCGGCAAGCAACUAUGGGACGAAACUUGCUGGCAGAAAUACACCCUCUGGUUGCAGCAGUAUCGCGACGUCGUUACCGGCUCUCUAUAUGGACACAUGAACAUAGAUCAUUUCCUUCUUCAAGAUACACAGGAUAUCGACUUUUCCUCUAUCGCAAGCGAGCCUAACCAACGAGCAAGUAUUCGCGAGACUAUGGAAGAUGAGGUUUCGAUGGAAUCUAGUAAAGAUUACCUCAUAGAAUUGCGUGACGACUGGUCUAAAUUGCCAAACCCAAUCCGAGGCCAGGACCUUGAAGAAUCUGGGAAGAAAAGGAAGAAGGGCAAGAAAGGCAAGGGCGGAAAGAACAAGACGGGCGGGCCUUUCGCGGAGCGAUACCAGUUGACUCUCAUCAGCCCUAGCGUUGUUCCGAACUACUUCCCGAGUCUCCGUGUUUUCGAAUACAAUAUAACUGGCCUUGAGGAUACCCUAACAUGGGUAGACACGUUGCGCGCCCCUGGUGCUCAAGCCUUUUUCCCCGGCCCGGAGGAAUCGCAUGAACUGGAGCUCCGUGACGAACCCAAUCUAGAGAUCGAGAAGAAGAAAACGAGAGGCAAAGGGAAGGGUGACAAGAAACCCAAGGAUCUUAACUUCCCAAUCCCAGACGCACCAGCCAAGGGAACGCCUCCGGGUCCCGCAUACUUCCCCCAGCCUUUGACGUUCAAAGGCUUCACCCAAUACUACGCGAACCUGACGUAUCUCAACAACGACAUCACCGUAGACGACGAGGAGGAGGUGUCGUCUUUGAGCUGGAACGCGGGCAAGCACCGGGACAAGAAGCCCAAGCACGCCAAGCCGGAACCAAGGGAGUUUGCCUACGCGGUCGAAUACACCACCUUCGACGACAAGAUCUACAAGCUGAAGGAUUUGACGGUUAGGAGCUUGUUGAAGCUCGCGCAUAGGAUUGGCCAGACUUCGGCUAGUUCUAAGGGGCUAAUUGACGAGGAGUCUGAACGCGAUUAUGGUGACGAUGAAUAUGAAGUUGAUGAAGUGGAAGAAGACAGCGAUGAGUCCGGUAGGGAAGAGGAAGGGGAGGAGGAGGAUGGGUCAGAUACUGACCUUGAAAUAGAGAAGAAAAAGAAGGGCAAGGGCAAGAAGAAGCACCACAAGGGCCACAAGAACAAGAAGGAUACCGAGGUGUGGCUGCACUUCCUUAGACAUGCAUUCGUCAGCACGAGGAGUACAGACGAGCUGAGGGAUCUUGAAUAAAUCGGCGAAGAACGGAUUUGAUUGGUUUUUGGGGCUCAGGUACGAUGAUUUUACAUAUAUACCUAUUAUCAUUUAAAUUGGAGAGCUUAGGGCGUUUUGGUUGGCAUGGACAGGCGCUUUCGAGGAGGGGCCGCGUUUGCUAGCUAGCUGCUUGAGUUGGCUUUUAUUAUGUGGUUUGUGUCUUUGGGAGCGAGCGAAGCGACGUGGGAGGGGCGUUUGAUGAUGAUGAUGACUACCUGUAUAUAGGUAUAUCGAUGCAUAGCAUGGCAUGGCAUGGCAUUAGUGCAUCUUGGUCGGGCGGGGCCGCCAUAGGGAAGGGAUUCCCAACUCGG
Daldinia decipiens is the source of this 2739-nucleotide messenger RNA. Its product is annotated as Endopolyphosphatase. Gene Ontology annotation, biological process: polyphosphate catabolic process. The transcript is spliced from 2 exons. Bases 323 to 2407 code for a protein of 694 amino acids. Gene Ontology annotation, molecular function: endopolyphosphatase activity; exopolyphosphatase activity. Gene Ontology annotation, cellular component: membrane; fungal-type vacuole. Lineage: Eukaryota; Fungi; Ascomycota; Sordariomycetes; Xylariales; Hypoxylaceae. The record is from RefSeq and is a predicted model, not a curated record.